AUGUUAGCUCAAUACCAAUAUGAGUUGCUGUACAGACCGGACACCUCCAUUGCCAACGCUGAUGGUCUCAGCAGCAGACCGGACACCUCCAUUGCCAACGCUGAUGGUCUCAGCAGCAGACCGGACACCUCCAUUGCCAACGCUGAUGGUCUCAGCAGCAGACCGGACACCUCCAUUGCCAACGCUGAUGGUCUCAGCAGGCUGCCACUCCCAGACAUGCCCAAAGACCCCAAAUGUCCCCUGGACUGUUCUAACCAGUAUUCUCCUCCCUCUGCAGUAACCCAGGUGGUGGUUCUGUCCUGUUCUAUCUGGUUCUGGCCAGUUCUAUCUGGUUCUAACCAGUAUUCUCCUCCCUCUGCAGUAACCCAGAUGGUGGUGAUGCAGCAGCAGCUGCCUAGAGACGUGCCCAGCCAGAUGACGUGUCCCCAGUGUCAGGUCCAGGUUCUGACAGAGACCACAUACGUCGCCGGGUGUCUCGCCUGGCUCAUCUGUGGAGCCCUCUUCCUAUUCUUGUGCAUGAUAUGCUCUUGCAUUCCGUUCUGUGUUGACUCCUGUAAGGACGUAGAGCACCGCUGCCCCAACUGCAAGACAGUGAUCCACGUCUACAGACGCAUGUGAACAGACCUGGACCAGACACCUGCAACAAACUGAUCACACAUCCACAACUAGCCCAACCUCGGCCCACAGACACUUCUGCCACAAAGUGAUCCUUACCUAUAGGAAUCUAUUCCAGUAGAUCCUCUUAGGGAAACUGCUAAACCAGUUGAAUGCACCAGGAUUUGAAAGACAGUGGGCUUCUGUCUGUCGCUGAAAUGACUACUGCAGCACCAGCUUUUCAUCUACGUCUACUGUGAAUGUGAAUGUGGUACAGGGUGUUAUUAUAGUCAACAUUGACUAUAUCAUAAAAAUUCAAUUUUUGGUCUUAAUUUAAGGUUAGGGUUAGGCAUUAUGGUUAACAGUGUUGUUAAGGUUAGGGUUAGGCAUUAUGGUUAGCAGUGUGGUUAAGGUUAGGGUUAAAAAUCUGAUUUGAUGACUUUGUAGCUGUGCCAGCUAGUGACCACUCUGCAGAACUGCCUCCAGGGCAAGAUUCAUGACAAUAAAUGCCAGCCUGCCCCUAAUUAGGGGGAAGAGGUUAAAUAAUAGACAGCCAUACAAAUGUACAGUACAAAGACCACGUCUAGUAGGUUUUUAUACUGAUUGUAAUGAAGUUUUUCAAUUAAAUGGAUUUAAA
Molecule: messenger RNA, 1231 nt
Organism: Coregonus clupeaformis (lake whitefish)
Lineage: Eukaryota; Metazoa; Chordata; Actinopteri; Salmoniformes; Salmonidae
Product: lipopolysaccharide-induced tumor necrosis factor-alpha factor homolog
Exons: 3
Coding region: 1-618 (205 amino acids)
Molecular function (GO): zinc ion binding
Source: RefSeq, a predicted model, not a curated record